UGGCUGUCUGUCAUGUCAUUUUAGUUUUGUAGAAAAUAAUGAAAAGAAGUUAUUAUUGUGUGUAAUAAAAUUAUUUUCUUGAAACAUGUACAAGAAGAAUAGUUUUCCAAUAGAUUUAAGUGAAAAACCUGUUAGCUAUAGUUAAAAUUAUCUACGUGUAAUGAUAAACCAAAAGCAUAGUUAGACGAUGGCGUCCGAUAGUGAAAUAUCGUGUACGAAUGAUCCUAAUUUUGCUGUUAUUUAUUCCUUUUUAAAAGUUUUUGGCAAAUUGUAUGGUUUAGAUGUGCCGACCAUAGCAAAAUUUCAGGAAUUUAUAGAAAACACUCAAGAGGUUUUGGAUCCGCUAAAAGAAAUACAUGUGAGAUUACUUCGGCGUGCAUUAAAAUCCGUACAAAGCAAUAAAUGGGAGCGAAGCCUGAUAAAGUUUUGUCAUCAACAUGGACACCAUCAAGAGGCUUGGGAAAUGGAAAGGUUUUCAUACAAGAAGGCCAGUGCUCAAGUGAAAUUGAAAGUUCUAAAGCUUCUUUUGGAAUAUCAGUUUACUUGUCAUCCAAAAUUCAAGUCGGCUGUGAAUGCUCUAUCAUGCAAAGACCUUCGAUUAGAUCCCAUCGGGAGGGAUAAAAAUGGUUGUGUAUACUGGUACCAAGUGGAUGAUGAUGCUAAUUUGUGUCUGUAUAAGGAGGACCAGGAUGAAGAAACUUGGCAAAUAGUGGCUAGAAAUCGUGAAGAGCUAGUGAAAGUAAUAACACAGUUGAAAAAUGGUGAAGAAGUUUGUCCAUUAGUAUCCUCUAAUGCAAAUGAAGACUCAAGUAGUGCCGAUUUACCAGCACAGGCAGAGGUAGCAGAGAUUCCCAAACCUGAAGAAGAUGAAGAUGCUGAAGAGGAAUUCUUAAGUCCUGAGUCUGAAUCAGAACAAGAGGCCGAAACACAAAAUGAAAAGGAAAAAACUCCUGUAAGAGAUAAACAAGAUGAAUUAAAGCCAAAAGAAUUAAUAGAAGAAAGUAAAGAGGAAUCUCAAGAAACAAAAGAUGUUGAAAGUAAAGAUAAUGUAAAGGAGUCUGAUGAAAGUUUAAAUUCAGUAUCAGAAAGUAUUAAUUCAGAUAAAAGUCCUAAGCAAGAAGAGAAUGUUGAUGAUAAUAAGAAUGAAGAAAAUGAAUCCUUAAGCAAAGCAAUUGAAGAACCUGUUAUGAUUGUAACUGGAGAAGGUAAUGGAGCAGAUUGUGAAAGUCAGUUUGUAAAAAGAGCGGAAGGCAGAGAUAAUAUGUAUUUUUAUGAUUAUAACAUUAGAAAUUUAGCAUCAUUUGAACAAGAAAUUAGUGUAAGUGAAACUGUUAGUGAAGAAAUAGUAGAACCUCUUAUGUUUAUAACUGGCGAAGGCAAUGGAGCAGAAUGUGAUAGCACUUACAUUAUUGGUGACGAAAUUGCAGAGGAAAUAAUGUAUUUUUUUGGUGAAGGAAGUGGGUAUGAGAAUGAUACAGGAAAUCCAGAGGUUAUUGAACAACAACAUAGUGCUGAAGAAAACACAGAUGCUGAAAAUGGUAACGAAGAAGGUGUGAAUGGUGAACAUGAUGUUCCUAACUUAACAAACAGUGCUAAAGUAGUUAAAAAUAUCAAAUUAAAAAGCAAUACUGUAAAUAAAAGAACACUUAAAAAACCUAAUAAUGAUAAUAAUGAUACAGAAGUGAUAAAAUCAGAACCUAAAAAACCCUGUGUUCGUAAUGUAGAUCCUUCUGAUUGUCCUAAUUCAAACAAGUUGACAGAAAGUACCACUGAUAGUAGAGAGAGCAGUGUUAAUGAUAAAAAUAACACAGAAAAUGACAAUCAAAGAAAAAACAAUGUCAAGAAAGGUAAAGUAAAGAAAAGAAGAGAUUCAGGUAAUAAAUUAAAAUUAAAUGAUGGGACAGAAGUUUCAAAUUCUGUAACAGAAAGUGAUAAUUGUCACGACAGUAAAGCUAGUUCUAUAGAAAAAAGGAAAAGUAGUGUUUCGUCAGUAGACCAUGAUGAGAAUGAUCAUGCUGAAAGUGAAAAGGAGAAAAGCCCAGAUAAUGAAGUUAAAGUUGAGGAUCCCUUACCUCCAAAGAAACUUCGCCUAGACACUCCCGAAAGCGAUGUUACGUAUUCUUAUACUAAUGAAACUCUGAAUAGUAAUAACAAAAGUGUAAAUGAAAUAAAUUCUGAUAGCAAGGUCAAAGCUAAAACCGAGGAUUUGGAAAACUCAGUAUCACUACGUAAGAAGAUCAAAGCUAAUAAAGGUAAAUUCAAACGAAAAAGAAUUUUAAAGGUGAAAACAGAGAAUGACGCUGAAAAGGACGAAAGUGAUAAUAAUACUAGUAUCAAGGAGACAAAAUUGAACAAAUCACUAAAACGGACUCUACUUGAUGCCACUUUGAGUGACAAGAACAAAUCAGAAUCUCAGAGUGAGAGCGAAGAAGAUGAGCCUAUAACUCGAGGGAAACGCCUAAAGUUUAAACCUAAGAAAAUCAUUACAUCAUCCAGGAAAAAAGUGGAAGCCAAACUGCAAGAAAAGCAGUCUAGUGACGAAUCAGAGGAAGAAACACUUUAUAGUAUAGCUGGCAAAAAGUCGACAAAGAAAGUUUUAAAACGGAAACCAAAGGGUAAAGAGAAGGGCAAAGAUAAAAAGAAAGAGAAAGUAGAAAAAGGCGAGAGUGGGGCGAAGUCUGAGGAUUCCGACGCGGCGCCGGUGCGGCAGUCGCGUCGUAUCGCGCAAAUGAAGAUCAAGGAAGAGGCGGAGAGAAGGCAUCUGGAGGAGGUGGCGUUGCGAGAGAUGAAAAUGAUACACAAGAAAAAGAACAAAGACGAUGAAGAAGAAUGGCAGGCCAGUGGUAGCAGUUCCGAGGGAGAAAAGGGGAGAGGUGUUACACGGCGUAAGGACAAGUGGCGCGGCGGAGACUCCACUGGCCCUGACCAGGAGUCUGAGUCUGACGAGCCUCUGUUCGAGCUGCAUGAGGAGCCCGACCCUGUUGAUACCACAAAAUCCGACCACGAAUUUUCUCCAGAGUCAGACUUGGAAAGUGGAGAACCAAUUGAACCAGUAAAGAGAGUGAGGACACUGCAAGAAGGAAAAGAAGAUGGCGUUUGUGCGCGUUGCGGCAGCGGUGAGCAACCCGAAUGGAUUCUUUUAUGUGAUCAAUGCGACGCCGGCUAUCAUGCCAGCUGUCUCAAGCCAAUGCUGUUUCUUGUCCCUGAAGGAGAUUGGUACUGCCCACCUUGCAAUCAUAAUAUGUUAAUAGCGUCUUUAGAAAAAGAACUGACUAAAUACGACGAACUAGUGGUACAAGUGGAGGCGGAGAGAGUCCGGCGGAAACAGGAAGAACCAGAAAAGCAGAGCGAAGACGAAAACAUAGAAAAGGAAAAGAGCGAGGAAAAAUCUCAGUCAGAGGGCGAGAGCAGCAGCAGCGGCUGGUCGUCGUCGUCGUCGUCGGGCGCGGUGUACCGGCUGCGCGCGCGCAAGCAGCUGCCCGUGUCCUACCGCAGCCAGGAGUACGACCGCCUCAUCUCCUCCGCUAUCAAGGAAGAAUACGUAGAACCUACGACCAGUGCGGGCAACCAAGGGCGCGGCAAAGACAUCUCAACAAUCAUUGAGGCGGCAGAGGAGGAGAAAAUGAAGGCUGAGAGGGAAGCGGUUGAACAGGGUAAACCUCUCGAAGCGAAGAAGCUGCGCAAGAAGACCCGCCGCAAGCCGCGGAAGCUCAACUCGCUGGAGGUGCCUUCCGAAGACGAUGACGAGACCGACGAGGACUUCAAGGAGACCGGGAUCGAAUCGUCAUCGGAGGACAUUUCGUCAUCAGCAGAGCGAGACAGUACCAGCGACUCCCAGUCCUCAGACAAUCUGCCCAUCAGGCGCACUGGGAGAACUGAUAAGAAAGAUCGUCCAAAACUAGCCGAGUCGUCACCAGAAGUAAAGAAGAAAAAGAAAGGCGUAUUCGAAGACAGUUCCAGCGAGUCUGCCGGGGCCCAGGAGUGGUCAAAAGAAGAAGGGAAGAAAUCCAAAUCCAAAUCAAAACCGCCACGGCCGAAGCGAGACAAAUCGUCGAAGAAGUCUCGAAAGCGCAGCGGUCUGACGCAGUACGACGCGGCCGGGAACGUAGUGCGAGCGCGAGUCACGUAUGGCGGCCUCAGCGACGAGGGGCCCAACGACUGGUCGCCCAAACACCGCACCAGGCAGAAGAAGAUCAACUACACGGAGAUGCCCAACACGGAGUCUGAGGACGAGAUGCACAAGUCGAGCGGCAAGCACAUGCCGGACAGCUCGGACGAGUUCAAAGUGGACGACUCCGACCUCACGUCGGACUCGGACGGCGGCGCGCGGCGCAAGUCGGUGGACGAGGAGAAACAGAAGGCGCUCAACGAUCUCAUUUGCAAGACCGCCGUCGUGCCGCUGGAGAAACUACCCGAGGAUAUAACUAAAGCCAAGACUGAACAGUUGGAGGAGCAUCUCAAAGCGCAACAAGACGCGCUAGAAGCCAGCAGCGUGCCGUGGUCGGAGGGCAGCGUGCGCGGCGCGCGGGGCGGCGGGCGGGGCGGCGCGCGGGGCGCGGGGCGGGGCGGGGGGCGCGGCCGCGGCCGGGGGCGCCCCGCCGCCACUGACGACGCGCUCGCCAAGCUCGUCGGCGUCAAGAUCAAAGAUCUCAAGACUGACGGCACUCCACUAAAACCCAAUGAUGUUGAACGUGCGAAGAAACGUCAGGAACGCGAAGCGAAGCAAGCGGAGAAGGAAGCGAGAAGGGCCGAGCGACUACAGAAGAAGGAAGAGAAGGAGAAACUCAAGGAGCAGAAAGCGAAAGAGCGGGAGGAGAAGAAGAUGGCGCGACUGGCGUUGCAGGAGAGCAAGCGCAUGAAGAAGGAGAAGGUGGAGUUCCCGGCGGCGGGCGCCGCGCCUGCGCACUUCCACGCGCACGAACAACAACGCUACCCGCAGCAGCCGCGGUUGCAGGUGCGACCGGAACUGCGCGGUGUUGCGGGCCCCGAGGAGCGUUUGCACGUACUACGAGAAGGUACCCUGUCGGUAGCGGGAUCGCCGCAACCUUUCAAACCAGUGACGGAAGAACCCAGUAUUAUCACGCGAAUGCCGCACAUGAUCAACCAGCAAUAUCGGGGGCCUAUGAUGUAUCCACAAGGCAACUCUCCGUACGGUCCGCGCGGGCAGAACAUGAUGUACUCCAUGCAUCACCCGGGCAUGAACCCCGCCGCCAGGCAUCAGUACCCGCCCGGGUACUACCCGCCGCAGAUGCGGGCCUUACCUCCUGCCUACCCCCCCACGUCCAGCCCCGGGCCCGGGCCACACGGGUCACACUUACCGCCCGGACAUCCCUCGCAGCGGCCACUCGGGCCUGCCGGGCAUCCCGGCCCACGGCCUCCACCCGGACAUCAGCACGGACCACACGGACCGCCAGGACACCCGCCUGGCGGACCACACGGACAGCCGGUUCAUUCACCCGGCGGACUACAUGGGCCACCGGGACAUCCACCUGGCGGACCACAUGGACCUCCCGGCGCAUCACACGGACCCCCCGGCGGGCCACAUGGCCCUCCCGGCGGCCCGCACGGUCCACCCGGACAUUCGUUUGGUGGCCAUCCUGGUCACUCGCCGGGCGGCCCGCACGGUCCCCUCGGGCCGAAUUCUCACGGGCCGCCCACCCAUCCGCUCCACGGGCAACUGAGAGCCACCAUGGGCGCGCACGGGCCUCACGGUCCCCACGGCCCGCUCAGGCCGCACUCGCGCGGCUCCCCGGGGCUGGUGGGCGGGCCGCCCCACCCGCCGUCCCCGCUGGCUGCCGCGCCGCGCCCCGCCGCGCCCACGCCGCCCGCCGCCGACGGAGAGCCUCCGAUCAAGAUAAAAGCGGAAGUGAAGACCGAGCCCGAGUAUCGCACGCCGCCCUCCUCGCCGCGGCCGCCGUCGCCGCGCGAGGACCCGCCGCGGAACCACCCCAAGAUCAAGCACACCGAGAACAAGGACCGGCGGCCGCGCUUCCCGCUCGGGCCGUACGCGCCGCAGUACGGGCCGUACGGGCCCUACGCGCCGCCGCAGGAGCCGCCGAUGCCGCGCCCGCCGCCCGGCGCGCACCCGCUGCAGCGCAUGCAGCAGCUGCACCGCCUGCUGCCCGCCGCCAGCCCGCCCGCAGACCCUCCCUAUCUGAGCGCACACAUCCGCUCUUCGCGCCCGCCCUACUUCGCCCCGCCCAUGCGGCCGCCCCCCGACCGCUCCAGCCCGCACUACCCCCAAUCGCCCUACGAUCCGCAGAGAUCCGCGCUCAGCAAACAGUUAGCGGCGCCGCCGACGAUGCCGCUGUUAUCGCGGGAGCGUCUCGAACGACUGUCUUCUCCGCCGGGGCCGGCUCCGCCGGGGCCGGCUCCGCCAACUCCGCCGGGACCGGGAAUGUCAUCUUCGCCGGGACCGGGAGCACCUUCCCCGCUGGGAUUGGGACCACCUGCUCCACUAGGAUCAAGAGUGCCUCCUCCAUUAGGGUCGGAAGCGCCUUCUCCGCUGGGACCGGGAGCACCUCAUCCGCUGGGAUCGGGAGCGCCUCAUUCGCUAUUACCGGGAGCGCCUCCUGCACUAGGAUCGGGAGCACCUUCCCCUCUUGGACCGGGAGGGCCUCAUCCGCUGAGACCGGGAGCACCUCAUCCGCUAGGACCAGGAGCGCCUCCACUAGGCUCGGGAGCACCUUCUCCGCUGGGCCCGGAAGCGCCUCCUCCACUAGGAUCGGGAGCACCUUCCCCGCUGGGACCGGGAGCGCCUCAUCCGCUGGGCUCAGGAGCGCCUCCUCCACAAGGAUCGGGAGCACCUUCCCCGCUGGGACCGCGAGCGGCUCAUCUACUGGGCCCGGGAGCGCCUUCUCUAAGAUCGGGAGCACCUUCCCCGCUGGGCCCGGGAGCGCCUCCUCCACUAGGAUCGGGAGCGCCUUCCCCGCUGGGCCCAGGAGCGCCUUCCCCGCUGGGCCCAGGAGCGCCUUCUCCACUAGGAUCAGGAGCGCCUUCCCCGCUGAGACCGGGAGCGCCUCCGCUAUUAGGAUCGAGAGCGCCUUCCCCGCUUGGACCGAGAGCGUCGCACGGACCGGGAAUUUCCCCUCUGACAAGACCGGGGGCACCUCCGACCUUCGGACAAGGAGCGUCUACUUCUCCGGGACCGAGGCUACCUCCUUCGAUGGGACCGAUAUUACCUCCCCCUACGGCAUCAGAGAUCCCUCCAUCAAUAGGACCGGGUAUACCGCCGUCGGGGUCGGAGAUAGGUCCUGCGUUGGGACCGAGAAUUCCUACUCCACCGGCGCCGAGAAUUCUCCCGCCAGAAACGGAGUUACCUCUCACAAUGAGACCGGGAUUGCCUGCCCCGCCAGCAGCAGCCCCGGCCGCGGCCGAGCCCCCGGCGGGGCCGGCGGCGGGGCAGGCGGCGGGGCCGGAGGAGCGCGAGGAGGGCAGCGUGUUCGGCGGCCUCGUCAGCUACUUCUCGAGCCAGCGCGAGGACGACAUAGACGCCUAGAGUGCGCCUAGCGUGCGUUGUAAAUAAUAUCGUAUUAGAUAAUUUUAUUUAUGCGAUGAC
Messenger RNA from Amyelois transitella, 7558 nucleotides. RefSeq names its product remodeling and spacing factor 1. The coding region runs from base 188 to 7498 and encodes 2436 amino acids. The record is from RefSeq and is a predicted model, not a curated record. Gene Ontology annotation, biological process: regulation of DNA-templated transcription. The transcript has 25 exons. Lineage: Eukaryota; Metazoa; Arthropoda; Insecta; Lepidoptera; Pyralidae. Gene Ontology annotation, cellular component: RSF complex.